UGCCUAAAAUAGUGAAAGGCCUUUUGAUAUAAAAGAAGAACCGUUUUUCCAAACCGGCAUCAUUCUCGUUUUCUUCUUCUUAAUUAAUUCUUCUUCUUCAGUCCACCAUCCAAGUAGCAACCCAAUCAUGAAAGUCUUCAUUGUCCUCGCACUUGUAGCCCUUGCCUCUGCUGGAUAUUCUGGCGGUGGUGGUGGGGGAUUCGGUGGAGGAUAUUCUUCCGGUGGGGGUGGUGGUGGCGGAUUUGGGGGAUUUAGCUCGGGAGGUGGUGGUGGUGGAUUUGGAGGUGGUUCUUCCGGUGGGGGUGGUGGCGGACAAGUUUACCGACAUGUCUACGUCCACUCUGCCCCCGAUGAGGCCGCAGAUUCCCAAUCCCGAACCAUCCGAGUCCCUGGAGGAGGAGAUAAACACGUCAACAUCAUCUUCGUCAAGGCUCCUUCUCAAUCUUCUUCCCAACAAACCGAAGUCAUCCUCCCGGAACAAGACGAACACAAGAACUUGGUCUACGUCCUCCUCAAGAAGGGUGGUUCUUCCUCCGACGUCAAGAUCCGUCGCCCAGCUGCCGCCGCCCCACAAAAGCCAGAGGUUUACUUCAUCCGAUACGCUGGUGCCGGUGGUGGUGCUGGAGGUGGUUCCGGCGGUGCUGGAGGAUUCAGCUCCGGUGGAGGUGGGGGUGGAUUUGGAGGUGGAUCUGGACUUUCCACGGCUUAUGGUCAAUAAGCAAUAUUCAGCUUCUUUACUAUUGGCUUCUUCUCUGCAGUGGAAAUGGUGUCUUCUCAUCUUGUUGCACCUUGCCCUCGUGAUUAUUAGUGCUUAUCUAUCGCUGAUUUCUUCAUACUCAUCCCGUCUAGUCCUCUUUCAACCACAAAUUGUACAAACUGUUAAAAAGUUUAAUAAACUAUACCGACUUUCGUAAAUAA
This is a messenger RNA of Folsomia candida, 918 nucleotides long. Its product is annotated as probable H/ACA ribonucleoprotein complex subunit 1-like protein. Bases 128 to 718 code for a protein of 196 amino acids. The record is from RefSeq and is a predicted model, not a curated record. The transcript is spliced from 3 exons. Lineage: Eukaryota; Metazoa; Arthropoda; Collembola; Entomobryomorpha; Isotomidae.